This is a messenger RNA of Argentina anserina (silverweed cinquefoil), 2129 nucleotides long. Its product is annotated as cysteine-rich receptor-like protein kinase 42. Lineage: Eukaryota; Viridiplantae; Streptophyta; Magnoliopsida; Rosales; Rosaceae. Gene Ontology annotation, biological process: protein phosphorylation. The record is from RefSeq and is a predicted model, not a curated record. Gene Ontology annotation, molecular function: ATP binding; protein serine/threonine kinase activity. The transcript has 6 exons. The coding region runs from base 100 to 1932 and encodes 610 amino acids.
GUCACCCUCUGUGAUCCCAGAACCUCUGAAGCUGGCCUCCGCUGCGGAGCUCUCAAGCCGCCGCCGAACGCCAGCUUCAUUCCAACCUUCGUUACAGAAAUGGAGUCUCUCUCUGAACUCAUCACCAAACACCACUGGGGUACCCAUUUCGUUAACUCCACGCCGCCCAUGUACGGCCUAGCGCAAUGCUUCGACGACUUGUCGCACACCGACUGCCUCCUGUGCUACGCUGCCAGUCGGACGGAGAUUCCUCGCUGCCUUCCAUCCCUCUCCGCCCGCAUUUUCCUCGAUGGCUGCUUCCUCCGCUACGACAGCUACAGCUUCUACUCCGAAGGUUCCGACCCCGCCGUGGACUCCGUCGUGUGCGCCGGGGAAGAGGCGGCGGAGGCGGCUGUGUUUAAGGAGAAUGUUAAGGAGGUGGUUGAGAGAGUUAAGAGGUCUGCGGCGGAGAAUGGGGAGUUUGGGGUGGCGGAGGUUGGUGGGGAGGUGUAUGCUUUGGGGCAGUGCUGGAAGACGGUGGGUGGUGAUGGGUGUAGAGAGUGUUUGGAGAAGGGAGGUGAGGCCCUGAGAGGGUGUGGGGUGAAGACAGAAGGGAGGGCUUUGAAUGCUGGGUGUUACUUGAGGUAUUCGACUCACAAGUUCUAUAAUGAUCAGGGUGAAACAGAGCAUGAACAUGGGUUUACAGAAAGAAGGGGAAUCAUUACAGCAAUUGUUUUGGCAGCAGUUGCGUUCACAAUGUUGUCUCUCUUUGCUGCUUAUGCAGGCUAUAGAAAGCUGGUGCAGAUCAGAAAAGAGUGCAGUAAUCUAGGCUUGGUGUCAUUAAGCAUUAGCAAGUAUUCUAGCUUGACUUUCAAGUAUGAAACACUAGAGAAGGCCACGGAUUAUUUCAACUCCUCGAGGAAAAUUGGGGAAGGGGGAGGCGGUUCUGUGUUCAAGGGGACUCUCCCUAGUGGAGAAAUUGUAGCUGUUAAGAGAUUGUUCUACAAUACCAGGCAAUGGGUAGAUGAGUUUUUCAAUGAGGUGAACUUAAUCAGUGGAAUUCAGCACAAACACCUUGUGAAGCUUUUGGGUUGCAGCAUUGAAGGUCCUGAGAGCCUUCUGGUGUAUGAAUAUGUGCCUAAUAGGAGCCUUGAUCAGUUCCUUUUCGAUAAGAACAGUCAUCAGUGUCUUAGCUGGAAGCAGCGGUUUGAUAUCAUUGUUGGAACAGCUGAAGGGAUUGCUUAUCUUCAUGAAGGCUCUGAAGUAAGAAUAAUCCAUAGGGACAUAAAAAGCAGCAAUGUUCUUCUAGAUGAGAAUCUCAGCCCCAAAAUUGCAGACUUUGGCCUAGCUAGGUGUUUUGCUCUCGACAAGUCUCAUCUUAGCACCGGCAUUGCUGGAACACUAGGUUAUAUGGCUCCGGAGUAUCUAGUUCAAGGGCAACUCACAGAGAAAGCAGACGUUUAUAGCUUCGGAGUGCUAGUUCUCGAGAUUGUGACUGGUAUGAGGAAUAGCACCUUCAAACAGGAGGACUCUAACACGGAUUCACUCCUGCACAAAGUAUGGAAACACUACAUAUCAAACAACUUGGCCGACAUGGUUGAUCCUUGCUUGAAAAAUCAGGAGCUUCCGGCAAAUGACGUAUCAAACGUUCUUCAAAUCGGACUUCUAUGCACGCAGGCUUCAGUUUCUUUGAGACCAUCUAUGGCUGAAGUAGUUCUAAUGCUUACAGCCAACCAAGACUCAGACAUUCCAAUCCCACACCAACCUCCCUUUCUAAAUACCUCAACGCUAGAGCAAGCAAGCUCCAUUAGGUCUAAUAAUAGCGCAAACAGCUCAGUUUCAGAUACAUUAACAAAAGUUGGGACGUCCUACACCUUGUCGGAAUCUUCCAGCACGCGGAGUUUGGUUAAUAUGAGCAUAUAUCAACGAAAUGAGCAACUCUUGCAGAAGUAACAAUACAUCUUAAACUUGUUCAGAAAAACAUGCUUGGAGGUCAGGUUAGUCGAUGGCUGUCCGAAAAAUCUCUAUAGGUGUAGUUUUCUCUAUUUAUAAGCUAGCGCACACAUUGCUUCAAGAUCACAUAGGUGAUAGGUGACAUAGAUCUGUUGGAACAGAUGUUACAAGUUCCAAUGCGACAUUGUGGACUAGGA